This is a messenger RNA of Condylura cristata (star-nosed mole), 2821 nucleotides long. RefSeq names its product minichromosome maintenance complex component 4 (gene MCM4). Gene Ontology annotation, cellular component: MCM complex; nucleus. Bases 79 to 2670 code for a protein of 863 amino acids. The record is from RefSeq and is a predicted model, not a curated record. NCBI's taxonomy places the organism in Eukaryota, Metazoa, Chordata, Mammalia, Eulipotyphla, Talpidae. The transcript has 17 exons. Gene Ontology annotation, biological process: mitotic DNA replication initiation; double-strand break repair via break-induced replication; DNA strand elongation involved in DNA replication. Gene Ontology annotation, molecular function: ATP binding; single-stranded DNA helicase activity; single-stranded DNA binding.
UCUAGUUGCACUAGCUGGAAGCUGCCUGGUGUCUCGCGGGUGUUUAAGCAGUUGCCUCAUCCAGGUACUCGAAAGACCAUGGCAUCGCCGGCGUCCACCCCGAGCCGCCGUAGCAGCCGGCGCGGACGGGCCUCUUCGGCGCAGUCGCUUCGAAGUGAUGAUGCCAGGUCAUCUCCAUCUCAGAGGAGAAGAGGCGAGGAUUCAACUUCAACAGGAGAGUUGCAGCCAAUGCCUACCUCACCUGGAGUUGACCUACAGAGUCCUGCAGCACAAGAUACAUUAUUCUCCAGCCCUCCUCAAAUGCAUUCUUCAACCAUUCCUCUUGACUUUGAUGUUAGUUCACCAUUGACUUAUGGUACACCGAGCUCUAGAGUAGAGGGAACUCCAAGGAGUGGUGUUAGGGGCACACCAGUGAGACAGAGGCCUGACCUGGGCUCUGCACGAAAGGGCCUGCAAGUGGACUUGCAGUCCGAUGGGCCAGCAACAGAAGAAAUAGUGGCAAGUGACCAGUCUCUAGGCCAAAAACUUGUGAUUUGGGGGACAGAUGUAAACGUGGCAACAUGCAAAGAAAGUUUUCAGAGAUUUCUUCAGCAUUUUAUUGACCCUCUGGCUAAAGAAGAAGAAAAUUUUGCCAUAGACAUUACAGAACCUGUGUACAUGCAACGACUUGCAGAGAUUAACGUUAUUGGGGAGCCAUUUUUAAAUGUAAAUUGUGACCACAUAAAAUCAUUUGACAAAAACCUAUACAGACAGCUCAUCUGCUACCCACAGGAGGUUAUCCCAACUUUCGACAUGGCUGUGAAUGAGAUCUUCUUUGACCGUUACCCUGACUCAAUCUUAGAACAUCAGAUUCAAAUAAGACCAUUCAACGCCUUAAAAACUAAGAAUAUGAGGAGUUUGAAUCCAGAAGAUAUCGACCAACUCAUCACCAUUAGUGGCAUGGUGAUACGGACAUCCCAGUUGAUUCCAGAGAUGCAGGAAGCUUUCUUCCAGUGCCAAGUUUGUGCCCACACAGUCCGUGUGGAGAUUGACCGUGGGCGCAUUGCUGAGCCCUGUGUGUGUGAGCGCUGUCAUACCACCCACAGCAUGGCCCUGAUCCAUAACCGCUCUGUGUUUUCUGACAAGCAGAUGAUCAAACUUCAAGAGUCUCCUGAAGAUAUGCCUGCAGGGCAAACGCCUCACACUGUCAUCCUCUUUGCGCAUAAUGAUCUUGUUGACAAGGUUCAACCUGGGGACAGAGUGAAUGUUACAGGCAUCUAUCGAGCUGUUCCUAUUCGAGUCAAUCCAAGAGUGAGUAAUGUGAAGUCUGUCUACAAAACCCACAUUGAUGUCAUUCAUUAUCGGAAAACGGAUGCAAAACGUCUGCAUGGCCUUGAUGAAGAAGCAGAACAGAAACUUUUUUCAGAGAAACGUGUGGAACUGCUUAAGGAACUUUCCAGGAAACCAGACAUUUAUGAAAGACUUGCUUCAGCCUUGGCUCCAAGUAUUUAUGAACAUGAAGAUAUAAAAAAGGGAAUCUUGCUUCAGCUCUUUGGUGGAACAAGAAAGGAUUUUAGUCACACAGGAAGGGGCAAAUUUCGUGCUGAAAUCAACAUCCUCCUAUGUGGUGACCCUGGAACCAGCAAGUCCCAGCUACUGCAAUAUGUGUACAACCUCGUUCCUCGUGGCCAGUAUACAUCUGGGAAGGGCUCAAGUGCAGUUGGCCUCACUGCAUAUGUAAUGAAAGAUCCUGAAACAAGGCAGCUGGUCCUGCAGACUGGUGCCCUUGUCCUAAGUGACAAUGGCAUCUGCUGUAUUGAUGAAUUUGACAAGAUGAAUGAAAGUACAAGAUCAGUACUACACGAAGUCAUGGAACAACAAACACUAUCCAUUGCAAAGGCUGGGAUUAUUUGUCAGCUCAAUGCACGCACUUCUGUCCUCGCAGCAGCAAAUCCUAUUGAAUCUCAAUGGAAUCCUAAAAAAACUACCAUCGAAAAUAUCCAGCUCCCUCACACGUUAUUAUCAAGAUUUGAUUUGAUCUUCCUCAUGCUGGAUCCCCAGGACGAAGCCUAUGACAGGCGCCUUGCUCACCACCUUGUGGCACUGUACUACCAAAGUGAGGAACAGGUCGAGGAGGAGUUCAUGGACAUGGCUGUGCUCAAGGACUACAUUGCUUAUGCCCACAGCACAGUCAUGCCUCGACUGAGCCAGGAGGCCAGCCAGGCUCUCAUUGAGGCUUAUGUAGAUAUGAGGAAGAUCGGGAGUAGCCGAGGAAUGGUUUCUGCAUACCCUCGACAGCUGGAAUCAUUAAUCCGAUUAGCAGAAGCCCAUGCUAAAGUACGGUUUUCAAACAAAGUUGAAGCAAUUGAUGUUGAAGAGGCAAAACGCCUCCAUCGGGAAGCUCUAAAGCAGUCUGCAACUGACCCCCGGACUGGCAUUGUGGACAUAUCUAUUCUUACUACAGGACUGAGUGCUACCUCUCGUAAACGGAAAGAAGAGUUAGCAGAAGCAUUGAAAAAACUUAUUUUAGCCAAGGGCAAAACACCAGCUCUUAAAUACCAGCAGCUUUUUGAAGAUAUUCGGGGACAAUCUGACAUAGCAAUUACCAAAGAUAUGUUUGAAGAAGCACUGCGUGCACUGGCUGAUGAUGACUUCUUGACAGUAACUGGGAAGACUGUUCGCUUGCUCUGAAGCUCUGUGAGGAUUACGUUGUAUUCUGUCCUGACAUGGCCAAGCCACCUACUCUUAUAUAUGGCAUUGGGUUUGUCAGCUCCCAUUGCUAGUAUCUAAGUUGGAAAUUGUUUUAACAGCAUUAUUUGACUCCAAAAAUUUUCUAACUGAA